CUAAUUUGGUCUCGCGCAUACAUACUGCUCUGUGUUCCUCAUCCAUUUGACGAUUCUCUUGAGCUUGUGAGGCGAACAUGAAUGCCAUUACAGGCCCCAACGGCAGCAAUGAUCUAGCAAAGAAGCUGGAGCAGGCUGUGGACGUCAUCGUUACCUAUGGCAAGCCCAUCGUGCACUGGGGCUUCAUUCCAGCGGUCAUCCUGGUGGGCAUGCUGACCACGAAGCCACGCCCGACUCUGGGCCAGCUGCUGUGGCUCGGGUAAAACCGAACGGCGCUUGUGGUGCUUGUGGCGGAUGCACCCGCUUACACGCUAGCACAGCCAGGAGCAGAAAGGUUGCUACGGCGCUGCCGCUCAUCAGAGUUAUGGGGCUAUGCAGACGCUGAGACACUAGGACACGAGGCGGAAUGAGAGGGAGCGCAGGGAUGAUGAGGUAAAGCGGGACGGCGAAGUGCAUGGCGCAAAUGCGCCUGACAAUGCGCCACGUGCUGCUGAGCGGAUGAGGGCUGCAUGGUGGCGCCCGUGGGCUGCGUCAUGUGUUGCAUGAGCGGAAGUUAAAUGAUGCUGGUAGAGUGGCAGUUUGGUUUGGUUGAGUGAACUGCUGCCAGGGAGACGGGGCCGAAUGGAGGUGUCGCCAGGCUGGAGGGUGCUUACAAAGAGUUGAAGACAUUUGCCGCCGUUCGGCGUUGGGUCCUGAGCAGGUGUAAACAAGGGGUGUC
Molecule: messenger RNA, 718 nt
Organism: Chlamydomonas reinhardtii
Lineage: Eukaryota; Viridiplantae; Chlorophyta; Chlorophyceae; Chlamydomonadales; Chlamydomonadaceae
Exons: 2
Coding region: 78-263 (61 amino acids)
Biological process (GO): protein import into mitochondrial matrix
Cellular component (GO): mitochondrial outer membrane translocase complex
Source: RefSeq, a predicted model, not a curated record